Messenger RNA from Acyrthosiphon pisum (pea aphid), 675 nucleotides. RefSeq names its product putative nuclease HARBI1. Lineage: Eukaryota; Metazoa; Arthropoda; Insecta; Hemiptera; Aphididae. The coding region runs from base 1 to 675 and encodes 224 amino acids. The record is from RefSeq and is a predicted model, not a curated record. The transcript is spliced from 4 exons.
AUGCCUACGAUAGAUGGAUGUAUCGAGUGUACACACAUUAAAAUCCAAAAUACUGGAGGUCCGGAUUCAGAAGCUGUUAGAAACAGAAAUGUUUACUUUUCUUUAAAUGUUCAGGUGGUUUAUGGGCCAUCAAUGGAAUUUUUCGAUAUAGUUGUUAGAUGGCCUGGUAGUUACCAUGACAGCUUCAUAUUUAGCGGUAGUUAUGCGAAUCAAUAUUUUGCUGACUCUACACAUAACGUGAUAUUACUUGAAGAUGGUGGUUAUGCAUGUAAACCUUACUUGUUUACACCUCUAAGAAAUCCCAUAACACCAGCAGAGCAAAAAUAUAAUAAGUCACAUAUUAGAACGAGAAAUAUCAUUGAAAGAGCAUUUGGUCUUUGGAAAAGAAAAUUUCCAUGCCUUAGAAGAGGUCUUGCUAAUGCACAUAAUACAAUGGUCAAUAUUAUUCUUUCUUGCGCAUUGCUUUAUAAUUUGUCUCGGCAGUUUAAUCAAAAUAAUACAGACAGUGACGACCCAAAAGAUCACCUAGAAGAGGAAGAACCACAUGAAAUUAUUAACGAAAUUGACAAUAAUGUAUUAGGACCCAUAGCAAGACGAGCAUUCAUUAUAAGACAUUUUAUGACCAAACACUACAUAAAUCAAGUUACAUUUAUCAACUGUCUGCACACAAUUUAA